UCCAAAUCCAUUUUGAGCACUUGUGAUUCAAAGUCCAUUCUUUUGAAUCCUUAUGUCCCAGAAAUAAAUUCUUCACCCCUUCCAUCCCUCUUGAAUACUUGAAUACCACCAUUCACCCCUCCACCUUUUUCUCCGAUUCUCUCAGUGCUCCAUCACCUCAAAUCCUUAAUCAAGAUCAACAAAGUCAGACAUCCUUGAAUUUCUUCCAUUAUUUUCUCCAUCACCCAUCCUCUUGCAUCCAUACUAUUACUAUUGGAAGAAAUUGGAUGCCAUAUCUAAAAUAAAUUUAAAUUACUCACUGGAUGUUGCCGUGGAAAUAAAUCAUCGACUGCCUGUCAUCAGACGGAUAAUCUGCCUGCACUGCCAUCUCCAAAACAAAACCUGUGUAAAAUGCGAGGACAAUUUAUUUUUCUUUUCCUGUCCUAACAUGUUCUUAAACACGACUUCAAAUUAGGCGACUCCCUAGCCUCUCAGAGCUAUGAUAAAUUUCUGUCUCCUACUGGGCUGCUCUUCCCACAUAAUGUCGCCUAAAAUGGCUCCUUAAUUCUUGUUUUGGGCAGUGAACAUGCCCUCCAAGCUAUCUUAGCCCCUUCGUAGCCUCUAUCAGGAAUCACCUGCACGAAUCCAACAUAAUAAGGUAAACAAAUCUGGUAUAUCGCGCCUGCGAUUGGCACUGAGAUUGUGCCCUAUUCCUACCAUUUAAAGAACCUUUCGGAGAAUUCGACGGCCCAGAUAAGAGGUCAGCACUGCAAUCUUGUCAUUAUUCAUGCGAACCAAAUGGAUUUUAUAUAUACAAUCAUUGAAACUGCGUGCCGCCAUUGUAGAACGCCUUCGGCGUAAUAACAACAGAAUUGUUUUAGAAUGAAACCGUGGCAAGCGACGUGCCUCAUGAUUGUGCUUUCAACGAUGCCGAUGAGAAAAACUUAGCAGAGUUACGAAACCCUCCAGAAGGAGAUCUAAAAAAAAAUGAAACCAACCAAAAACCAAUCUACCUACAGCUGCCUCUACUAAUUCUUGAGCUCAAGACAAAUUUUUUGCAUCCUUUUAACAUAAAUAUUGGUUGCGACUUAAAUCUGUUUUCCAGGCAUGAGGCGAGGAAAGUUUUUUUUUUCUGGCUAAUGUUUUUGGGUGGUGGAGCCCACCUGGUAAUCAACUUAGAAUAUCAUGCGAAGUCCAACUACCAAAACAUUAUUUAAUGGCAACUUCUUUUCACCCGAAACCCAACACAUCGUAUUAUUCUAUUGGCUAAUUUGCUAGCUACACUUUAUUCGAUUGUUUCAGUUUAAUUUUUCGCGUGUAAUCGCGGAGGGACUGUUGACAUUGAUAUAAUUUAUGGCGUUCGUCUGGUUAGUGUUAAAAUUGCUGGGAAUUGUGGCUUUCAGUCCAUCCCCUCUUUUGGCUGCGCGCUUUCAACACCACAAGACGCAGGUAAAUGGUCCAAAGUUCUGGAUUUCUAAUGACAUGUUCUGGAAGGAUGGGAAUCCGUUCCAAAUUAUUGGAGGAGAUAUUCAUUAUUCUAGAGUGCUUCCACAGUAUUGGGAGGAUAGGCUAUUAAGAGCAAAAUCCUUGGGAUUAAAUGUUAUACAAACGUAUGUCCACUGGAAUCUACAUGAGACAAGGCCUGGGAAAUGGAAUUUUGAUGGUAUUGCAGAUGUUGAAUCAUUCCUCAAACUGGCACACAAGUUAGGUUUUCUUGUUAUGCUUCGUCCUGGGCCAUACACAUGUGGAGAAUGGGAUUUAGGGGGAUUUCCUGCAUGGUUGCUUGCUCAUAAUCCACCUCUUAAAUUGAGAUCAUCAGACCCAAACUUCCUCAAUUUGGUCAAGAGGUGGUGGGAUGUUUUAUUUCCAAAAAUUGUUCCACUUCUCUAUAGUAAUGGAGGGCCUGUCAUAAUGGUUCAGGUUGAGAAUGAAUAUGGGUCAUUUGGAGAUGAUAAAAAUUAUCUUCGAAACCUAGUGUCUCUUGCUAGAGCGCACUUUAAGGAUGAUGUUAUCUUAUACACAACAGAUGGUGGCCAAAGAGGAAAUCUGAACAAUGGCUCAAUUGUUGGCAGUGAUGUGUAUGCAGUUGUGGACUUCUCAACAGGUGAUGAUCCAUGGCCAAUUUUUGAACUGCAGAAGAAAUAUAAUGCUCCAGGGAAGUCUCCAGCUCUUACUGCGGAGUUUUAUACAGGUUGGCUGACACACUGGGGCGAAAGGUUUGAAAAGACAGAUGCUGCAAAAGUGGCUAAUGCAUUAGAAGAAAUUCUAUCAAAGAAUGGAUCAGCUGUCCUUUAUAUGGCACAUGGAGGGACAAGUUUUGGAUUUUUCAAUGGUGCAAAUACAGGUCCAAAUCCUUCAGAUUAUCAACCAGAUCUAACUUCCUAUGAUUAUGAUGCACCAAUCAGAGAAGAUGGAGAUGUUGAAAAUCCUAAAUUCAAAGCACUACGCGAUGUGAUUGGCAGGUACAGUCAAAACUCGCUUCCUGAUAUUCCAAUUUCAAGAGGGACAAAAAUAUAUGGGCGGGUGAAUCUACAGAGAAUCGCAACUUUGUUUGAUGCACUUAAACUACUGAGUGAACCACCAGAAGGAAUUAUAUCUGAGUGCCCUGUAACCAUGGAAUCCCUCCAGCAGGUUUCUGGAUUUAUACUAUAUCAGUCGAGGCUUCCAUUGCACACUAGAAUUGGAAGUAUUCUUUCAAUACCAUUGGUUCAUGAUCGAGCGCAAGUAUUUAUUGCACCAAAAUCUGGCAACCAGCAUGAAACUCCAAUAUAUAUAGGGGCAAUUGAACGAUGGUCAAAUUCAUCACUCACCAUCCCAAAUUUAGCAGGUGUCCCUGGUUCACAACUGCUAAUAUUGGUGGAAAACAUGGGCCAUGUGAAUUAUGGACAAUUUAUGUAUGAUCCCAAGGGCCUGCUUUCUCCUGUAUUCCUUGAUGGCUCUCCAGUUUCUGGAUGGAGUAUCCACCCAAUUCCGUUGAGCAACAUUACUCAACUCCAUAAAAUUAGUGUUAUAAGAGACACAACAGAAAGGAAGUUUGGAGUGAAGCUGUCUAUUGCCCCAGGUUUUGAGAGCAGUCCUGAAAAUCUUGAAGGGCCAACAUUUUUCAAUGGUUACUUGAACAUUAUUCCACCUCAUGAUAUUAAAGACACCUAUAUUUCAUUUCGAGGAUGGUCAAAAGGCGUGGCCUUCAUCAAUGGUUUCAAUCUUGGACGAUUUUGGCCUUCAAGGGGACCCCAAUGCAACCUUUACAUCCCAGCUCCAUUACUUCAUUAUGGAGUUAACGAGUUGGUCAUUCUAGAGCUGGAAAAGCCAAACAUGAAGCUUGAAGUGAACCUAGUUGAUAGUCACGAUUUCACUUGUGGGAAUUUCUUGUUAUGAAGAGAAAAUUAUAAUAAAUAUGGUAGAGUGUAUUAUUUUUUUAAUAAAGCAUAACAGUUCAAGUUUUCAUUCAUAGGUCAUCAUGUAGAUCUAGACUAGGCAAUUUCCAUGAUUGUGUGUUUCUUCUUCUUAAUUGACUAGUUAGUUGAGUCGUUUAGUUCUUUAUUAAAUUUUAUAUUUUAAAUUAUGUAAUCAUUUGUAAUACUCACACAUGUCAAAUAUCAAUACUAAAUUAACCUUUCAUGUCUU
Cryptomeria japonica (Japanese cedar) is the source of this 3606-nucleotide messenger RNA. RefSeq names its product beta-galactosidase 17. The record is from RefSeq and is a predicted model, not a curated record. Gene Ontology annotation, cellular component: vacuole. Bases 1333 to 3357 code for a protein of 674 amino acids. Gene Ontology annotation, molecular function: beta-galactosidase activity. Gene Ontology annotation, biological process: carbohydrate metabolic process. The transcript has 19 exons. NCBI's taxonomy places the organism in Eukaryota, Viridiplantae, Streptophyta, Pinopsida, Cupressales, Cupressaceae.